AGCUGCAGGGACCGCCAGGAGAGGAGCUGCGACACAGACCGGUGGAUCUUCGGUAUUAUUUUUCCCGGUUCGACGGCAGGGGCAGGGCGCAGUCACACGCCCGAGAGGCGGGUCUGUUUGCGCGCAGCUUCCAGGGACUUUGAUUGUGAAGGGGAGUGAAUCAGAGGACACACAGAGCGGAGGGGUAUUCAGGCGGGGAAAGACUUGUGAUCAUCGUUGUCCUUUCCAGCGCGGACACUGUCCACUGCGUCCUGACGGAGUGUUUUAACAGUGGAGCUUCCUCGUCGCCAAAUGGAUGUGAGUGCGUGAGGAGAAUACUAAUGAACGGCGCGCUGCGUCCUGCUGAGGCGCACCGCGUCCCCCGCUGCUACUGAGGGCCACAGCAGAGCUGAUCAGUCAUCCAGAGUGCACCGGGGCCUGCGCACCCCCUCCGCCUCGACUUUUACACCCUCAAACCAGGAAUUACCGAGCGGGUCUGAGCACAGGAGAGGAUUUAUUUCCAGACUCAGGUGGUGGAUAAAACCCUCCAGCAAGUGCAGGGGGGAAAAAACGCCAAAAUGGGCAACAGCUUCUCCAACAUCUCUGCCUUCCAGUCUCUUCACAUUGUCAUGCUGGGUUUGGACUCUGCUGGGAAGACCACAGUCCUUUACAGACUCAAAUUCAAUGAAUUUGUCAACACUGUUCCCACGAUCGGGUUCAACACUGAGAAGAUCAAGCUCAGUAACGGUACCGCGAAGGGCAUCAGCUGUCAUUUCUGGGACGUGGGGGGCCAGGAGAAGCUGAGGCCCCUGUGGAAGUCCUACAGCCGAUGCACAGAUGGGAUCAUUUAUGUUGUGGACUCUGUGGAUGUUGACCGGCUGGAGGAGGCCAAGACUGAACUGCACAAAGUCACCAAGUUUGCCGAGAACCAGGGCACGCCGCUGCUGGUCAUCGCCAACAAGCAGGACCUGCCCAAAUCUCUUCCAGUGGCAGAUAUUGAGAAGCAGCUGGCUCUGCACGAGCUCACCCCAUCCACCACCUACCACAUCCAACCUGCAUGUGCUAUAAUAGGUGAGGGGCUCCACGAGGGUAUGGACAAACUGUAUGAAAUGAUACUGAAGAGGAGGAAAUCCCUGAAACAGAAGAAGAAGCGGUAACAGCUGCUGAUUCUGUGGACAGUGUUUGAGUCUCAUUUACUGUAAGGAGUCCGGGUUCUGCCAGUGUUGUCCCAAACAGGUUUACUUUGCAGUGAUUAAAAAAACCAACAACAAUGUUUGGAUUAAAGCUGUUCGAUGCUGUGAAGCUCCGCUUUUGCAGGAUAUAACGUACAAAAUAACCAAAAAAGAAACUUGAAAUGACUCUUCAGAUCAGCCUGGAGGGAGAGAAACAGCUGGCCUGUUUAUCUGCUGCUUCAUCUGGACUUUGAACACAGUUUGACUCUGAACAAGAAGCUCCUGCUGUAGCUCACCAAGGACUUUUAUGGACUCAUAUUUUUUAUUUCCACCCACAGGAUGUCUACUGUGGAAACACAAGUUUGAUUUUGCACGAGGCUUGGGGUCACUUGUGCCCCCUGCUCUUUUUUCUUUUUGAGAACAGACAUCGCCUCUUUGAUUAUGGAUGUCAUGCCGACUGUUUUUCUGGAGCAUUGAAGUAGCCUUUCCUCUCAGUGUGGAGGACAGUGUGUCCACUACUUUGCACUUUUCAUUUCCUAACGGACAGUAGAGAACUACACUGUAUUAAUAGAGGAGCAGAACCAGGUGGUUUAUGUACUAAGAAGCCAAAAGUGAAGUAUUUUUUGAAUAUUAAAAGAUUUAAAAUCCA
This is a messenger RNA of Micropterus dolomieu (smallmouth bass), 1800 nucleotides long. Its product is annotated as ADP-ribosylation factor-like protein 4C. Gene Ontology annotation, molecular function: GTP binding; GTPase activity. The transcript has a single exon. Bases 558 to 1136 code for a protein of 192 amino acids. Gene Ontology annotation, biological process: intracellular protein transport; endocytic recycling. The record is from RefSeq and is a predicted model, not a curated record. Lineage: Eukaryota; Metazoa; Chordata; Actinopteri; Centrarchiformes; Centrarchidae. Gene Ontology annotation, cellular component: cytoplasm.